Messenger RNA from Paraphaeosphaeria sporulosa, 2013 nucleotides. Its product is annotated as kinase-like protein. Gene Ontology annotation, biological process: protein phosphorylation. The record is from RefSeq and is a predicted model, not a curated record. The transcript is spliced from 5 exons. The coding region runs from base 1 to 2013 and encodes 670 amino acids. Lineage: Eukaryota; Fungi; Ascomycota; Dothideomycetes; Pleosporales; Didymosphaeriaceae. Gene Ontology annotation, cellular component: nucleus. Gene Ontology annotation, molecular function: protein kinase activity; ATP binding.
AUGUCGACGCCUUCCACGGCCACGGCCACGCUUCCUCCCCAUCAUCAGUUCUAUCCUCACCACCAAGCAUACCAGCCUGCACUCUCCAAUGGGCAGCUCCCCAACGGCACUGCUCGGAUAGGCAAUACACUCUACAACGGCUACGCUAGCGGCGCCUCGAAUUCGGACCUACGCAGGACUACAGCCGCGCACCGCUCGACGCAGCAACUGCCCCCGAUCGCCCCCGAAAUGUCCGACAGCGCUGCCCGAGAGGCCAAGCGGCGGAACCCAGACUGGAAUGAGUUUUAUAGGAACGGUCUGCCCAAAGAGGUCAUCGUCAUUGACGAUGACGACGACGAGCCGCCUGCACGCGCUCCCCAGCCCGCAGUGCCCGCCCGAACCGCGACAAACGGCUCGACGAGACACACCGACAAGAAGCGGAAGACGACUGCUUCCACGGCAUACGACCCAGUAUAUAGCCAGCACACGUCGUACUCGACCACGCAGACGCCCUACUACGACUCACCCAACGGCCACUCCACACCCGCCGAUCGCACCGCCUCAGCUCACAAGACCACCGCAGGGACCUCCAUCGGCUCCAGCAAUGGCCACCACAUCUCGCCUUUGGACAACAGCGUGGUUGGCCAGAAGAGGAAGCGAACGCGAGCGGCCGUGCAAGAUGAGGCCAAGGAAGCAAAGCGAAGGGAGUUGGACGAUCAAGACCCAUUUGCACUAUACCAACCGCCGCCGAACCCAGUCAUCAAGGCCAAGGAAGUCUACGUGUCCGUCGUUCCGGAUAAAUCUCAUACCAAGGAUCAUAAGGUAGACGACGAAGAUGGACAUUACAUGGUGCACCCUGAGGCCGACCUCACUGAACGAUAUCAAAUCAUCAAGCUGCUCGGCCAAGGAACCUUCGGCAAGGUCGUCGAGGCCUGGGACAGACAGAAGAGGACCAAGUGCGCCAUCAAAGUCAUCCGAUCAGUACCCAAAUACCGAGAGGCCUCUCGCAUCGAGCUGAGGGUGUUGUCCACCCUGAAGUCCAACGAUCAGUACAACAUGAACCGGUGUAUCCACCUCCGGGACUGCUUCGACUUCAGGAACCACAUCUGCAUCGUCACUGAUCUCUACGGUCAAAGUGUCUUCGACUUCUUGAAGUCAAACGCAUUUGUGCCCUUCCCGAGCUCCCACAUCCAGAAGUUCGCCAAACAGCUGUUCACCAGCGUAGCCUUCUUGCACGACCUAAACCUGAUUCACACUGAUCUCAAGCCCGAGAACAUAUUGUUGGUGAAUAACAACUACCAAACCUUCACAUACAACCGGACUGUCCCUUCGUCCUCAACAUUGACGAACCGGCAAGCUCGCCACCGCAAAGUAUUGCUGGACCCAGAGAUCCGGUUAAUCGACUUCGGUUCCGCUACCUUCAACGACGAAUACCACUCGUCUGUUGUGUCGACUCGCCACUACCGUGCGCCAGAGAUUAUCCUUAACCUUGGGUGGAGCUACCCUUGCGACAUUUGGAGUAUCGGUUGCAUAUUAGUGGAGUUCUUCACCGGCGAUGCUCUGUUCCAGACGCACGAUAACCUCGAGCAUCUGGCUAUGAUGGAAGCCGUGUGUGGCGGCAAGAUCGACCGCGACAUCAUCAAGCAGGCGUACAAGCAAGGAGACAGGCGGAACUCCUCGUCGUCUGCUGCCCGCUACUUCAAGAACUACAAGCUCGAUUACCCGAACACGGAGACUCAAAAGGGGUCGAAAAAGUUCGUGAAGGCCAUGAAGAAGCUUCAUGAAACCAUACCGCCCCACACCGAGUUCAACCGGAAGUUUCUUGAUCUGCUGAAGCGGAUAUUCGUCUACGAUCCCAAGAAGCGCAUCUCGGCUAAGGACGCUCUCCAACACCCCUGGUUCCAAGAGACUCUUCUGGAUGACGGCACGGAGGCGCACAAGAUCAGGUUAGAAAGGGAAAAGAAGCUCCGGUUGCGGCAGGAAGAGGAACGUCGUCUCGAUCGAUACCAACAGCGGGAACCGCGAGGCUACUGA